AUGUCGUUCCAAAGAUCAUCCUCAAACGCUGCAAAGCUCGCAGCAAGGGCUGUUGCCCCCAAGGCUAGCCGCGCCGUCGCGCAGAGGGCGUACUCGCUCCUCGCUCGUCAGGCUCCUCAGGCCGUCAUGGGCGCUCGUUUCGGCGCCGUCCGUGGUGUCAAGACCCUCGACUUUGCCGGUACCAAGGAGCAGGUCUACGAGCGUGCCGACUGGCCUCUCGACAAGCUCCAGGACUACUUCAAGAACGACACCCUUGCCAUGAUCGGUUACGGUUCGCAGGGUCACGGUCAGUCCCUCAAUGCCCGCGACAACGGCCUCAAGGUCAUUGUCGGUGUCCGCAAGGGCGGCGAGUCAUGGAAGCAGGCGCAGGAGGACGGAUGGGUACCGGGAGAGUCGCUCUUUGACAUCCCCGAGGCCAUUGAGAAGGGAACCAUCAUCAUGAACCUCCUCUCGGACGCUGCCCAGUCCCAGACCUGGCCCGAGCUCGAGCCCCUCAUCACCAAGGGCAAGACUCUUUACUUUGCCCACGGGUUCUCCGUUGUCUACAAGGAGGACACCAAGGUCAUCCCCCCCAAGGAUGUUGAUGUCAUCCUCGUCGCCCCCAAGGGUUCCGGCCGGACCGUCCGUACCCUCUUCCUCGAGGGCCGCGGUAUCAACUCGUCCAUCGCCGUCUACCAGGACGUCACCGGCAAGGCCAAGGAGAAGGCCGUCGCCCUCGGUAUCGCCGUCGGUUCCGGUUAUUGCUACGAGACCACAUUUGAGAAGGAGGUGUUCUCGGACCUUUACGGAGAGCGUGGUGUGCUUAUGGGUGGUAUCCAGGGAAUGUUCCUCGCUCAGUACGAGGUCCUCCGCAAGAACGGCCACUCCCCGUCCGAGGCCUUCAACGAGACCGUCGAGGAGGCUACCCAGUCCCUCUUCCCCCUGAUCGGCAAGUACGGUAUGGACUACAUGUACAACGCCUGCUCCACCACCGCCCGUCGUGGUGCCCUCGACUGGGCCCCUAAGUUCAAGGAGGCCAACUUGCCCGUCUUUGAGGCUCUCUACAAGUCCGUCCGUGACGGUUCCGAGACCCGCCGAUCGCUCGAGUUCAACUCGCGCAAGACGUACCGCGAGGACCUCCAGAAGGAGCUCGACGUCAUUGACAACCAGGAGAUCUGGCGCGCAGGCAAGACUGUCCGUCGUCUUAGGCCCGACGCCAACAAGGAAGAGCUUUAA
Messenger RNA from Dioszegia hungarica, 1215 nucleotides. Its product is annotated as putative ketol-acid reductoisomerase. Gene Ontology annotation, biological process: L-valine biosynthetic process. Gene Ontology annotation, cellular component: mitochondrion. Bases 1 to 1215 code for a protein of 404 amino acids. NCBI's taxonomy places the organism in Eukaryota, Fungi, Basidiomycota, Tremellomycetes, Tremellales, Bulleribasidiaceae. The record is from RefSeq and is a predicted model, not a curated record. The transcript is spliced from 7 exons. Gene Ontology annotation, molecular function: ketol-acid reductoisomerase activity.